Messenger RNA from Drosophila arizonae, 788 nucleotides. RefSeq names its product calaxin. NCBI's taxonomy places the organism in Eukaryota, Metazoa, Arthropoda, Insecta, Diptera, Drosophilidae. The record is from RefSeq and is a predicted model, not a curated record. Gene Ontology annotation, molecular function: calcium ion binding.
CAGUAUACGAGUGCCGAAUACUAUUUGUAUUUUUAUACUUUUGUACACAUUCCGAAAACACAUUCAGCGAAAAGUAAUACGUUAACUAGACAAAAUGAAGGAUCUUGAUCUGACACUGGAUUGUAUGGAAAAUGCGCGCUUCAACUUCAUCUAUGGCAGUAUAGUCACCCAUGUGGAGUCUCCGUUCUCAGAAACUGAGUUGCUGUGCCUCGCGAUGAUCUAUCAUAAGUUUGUACUUUCGAAUGGACCAAAAGCUAAAUAUAUGACGCACAGGCAAUUGGGGAAUUUCAUAAUGCAAAUGUUUCGGGUUACCGACACUGACAUUAAUGGUCGAGUUGUGGCUGUUGUUAGCGACGAUCCAGAAUGUACAGAUCCGAAAUUCUCACAGGAUCGUCAUUGUACACUGCCAUCGUUUGUGAAAAUGUUUACCACCUAUUUCGUAAGCGAUCUCGAGGAGCGCAUGAUAUUUGUCUAUAGCAUUUAUGAUGAGAAUCGUCUUGGCUAUUUGAAUCGUGAGCAUGUGAUGCGGUUCGUUGAGAAAUUCUUCGUCGGGGAGGAUGAGGAUGAGCAGAUUGAAAUGCGCACGGACAUGCUGGAAUUAAUAUUUAUCAAAUUUGAUCUCGAUAAGGAUUUGCAAAUAUCCUUUGACGAAUAUGCCGAAAUAGUACGCAAGCAGCCAGUGCUUCUCGAAUUCCUAGGCACCGUCUUCCCAUCGAAGGUCCAAUUGAAUACUGUUGCCCUUUGUGUCAAUUUAUACUGAAUUUUACAAAAGAAAAAUUUUUUCAUUU